Ricinus communis (castor bean) is the source of this 2315-nucleotide messenger RNA. RefSeq names its product galactoside 2-alpha-L-fucosyltransferase. The transcript has 3 exons. Bases 1531 to 2259 code for a protein of 242 amino acids. NCBI's taxonomy places the organism in Eukaryota, Viridiplantae, Streptophyta, Magnoliopsida, Malpighiales, Euphorbiaceae. Gene Ontology annotation, biological process: xyloglucan biosynthetic process; cell wall biogenesis. The record is from RefSeq and is a predicted model, not a curated record. Gene Ontology annotation, molecular function: galactoside 2-alpha-L-fucosyltransferase activity. Gene Ontology annotation, cellular component: membrane; Golgi apparatus.
UCUUUAGUUUAUAUUAGCCACUGCAACGUACAAAGAGGAGGAGGUAUAUAAAUCCGGAUCAGCGGUGCUGUUUGGUUAAUUUCAGUCUGCUGUCAAACGACAAGUUUUUUUGAUCUGGAAACAUGUUGGAACCAAUAUUCCUGAUCAAUAUUCUUCUGUCCUCCAUUUUUAACUCGUGUUCUUAUUUAAACCACCUACAAACAAAUCUUUGUUUCCCUUCUGCAAAUGCAAGCCUUUUUCAAUGGGGACUUAAUUCCGUACAGAGAUUUAGGAAAACAAGUUGUCUAAUUUCUCCUAACAAUUACAUGGGGACUAGUUAGAUUACUCAAAAGAUAAAACUUUGGUAUGAGUUCCCUCAUCUAGGGCUGUAGAUGGUAAUUCCUUGUUUGAUGAGAAAGCAUUUGAUGUUUAUGUUCAUCUUCACUCGCGGCCUGCAAUUUUCGUUUUUGAUGAAUAUUAGAAGUCAAUGCUAGCAAUUAUGGAGAUGAAUAAUAAAAUUCCAUAAUUUGAAAAUGUUUUUAUAAGUUAAAGUGUUGCUUUUAAUAGGAUUAAGCAACCUCAAGUUCCUUCACAUCUCCAGGCGAACGGGCACCAACCCUAAUUAAGGGCAUAUGGUUGCUUCCAUAGCAAACAACUCAAAAACCCUUUUCUCGGUUUUCAAUACUACUCAAAGUACUCCUUUGCCUACCAUUAGAAAAUACACCAGAAAAUAACUCAGAUUUUUCUUGCCUGCCAAAGAAAAGUUUGGUCUAAGCAAAUUGACUUAAAGAUGUCACAAACUGAAAUGACUUCUUGAUUUUGCGUUGAUAAAAAGGUCUUGAUCGUGGCAACUGGUAAAAUAAAAAUGCAGGCCUUAUAGACUAUUCACCUUUUUCCAUUUCCUCAUGCAACAUAUAAACUAUUUCCUUCUUUUUUUCUUGAACUCUUAUAUAAACUAUUUCCUGAAAAAGACAAUCUACAUUAAUGUUAAUGAAUCGUUUACUAUGAGAAAGUCUAAAAGUUUGCAAAUAACUUUGAGCAUUUUUCAGGGCAUCUGUUGUCAUUUAAGUAUCAUAGAAGUCGAGCCUCUGAAGCAACUGCUCGAUUCAAUUUCGAUGAGGUCCUUCACCUUAGUUUCUAUUUUGGCAGUUUUCCCUCUUAUAAUCAUGCUCGCAGUGACUUAUCAAGAUCAAGUGCUUAAUGCAAUUGAGGGAUUCGCUGAGUUCAAGGUUCUAGGAGGAAAAUCUCAAAACGUUGCACAAUUUGGUGAUGGUGCAGGAUAUGAUUCUUCUCGACCUGCUAACAUUUCUGAUGACCAACUGCUUGGUGGAUUCCUGGAUUCAGGAUAUGAUAUGAGAAUCUUGCUUAAGCAGAUACCAAUCUUUCCUAUUCCGCAAACCUUCACCUUAUAAACCUUCUUCUUACCUCCUUUCCAAACUACACAAUUACGAAAAUCUCCAUAAACACUGUGGUCCUUACACAGAAUCCUAUAACAGAACACUCAAAGUGCUUGAUUCCAGCAACGUUUCUAGUUCUACAGAGUGUAAAUACAUGGUCUGGAUAGGUCAUGCAGGCUUGGGGAACAGGAUACUAACAAUGGCCUCAGCAUUUCUCUACGCUCUCCUUACAAACCAAACUUUACUUGUUCAACAUGAUGCUGAUAUGGCUGAUCUAUUUUGCGAGCCAUUUCCUAAUACAUCAUGGUUACUGCCUCCAGAUUUUACCCUGAAGAAUGAGCUCAGUAAGGUUGUGAUGGAUCAAAUUUUAGCUUGUACCAAACAAGAAUAUUUGCUGCCAGAAGUAGACAAAGAAGAACUUGUAGCCUCUCGGACGAAAAGCCAGACACCAUCAAAAGCUAUACUAAUAGCAUCUUUAUACUCAGAAUUUUAUGAGAAUUUGAAGUACAUGUACUGGACAUUUCCAACAAAAAAAGGGGAGGCAAUUGAGGUUUAUCAGCCAGCCCAUGAAGAGUAUCAACAUUUUGGUGACAAUAUGCACAAUGUAAAGGCAUGGGUUGAAAUGAAUCUAUUAAGUUUGAGUGAUGUACUAGUGACUACCUCAUGGUCAACCUUCAGAUAUGUAGCUCAAGGCCUUGGUGGCUUGAAGCCAUGGAUCCUGUACAGGCCUGAGAACUGGAAGAACACAGAUCCGGCUUGUUAUAGAGUCACUUCAAUGGAACCCUGUCUCCACAUACCACCUAGUUUUGACUGCAAAACAAAGGUAAAUGCUGAUAUGGGUAACGUUGUUCCUUAUGUCAAGCACUGCGAGGAUGUAACUUAAGGACUCAAGUUUGUUAACAACUUUACUGCAUAAUCCCAGCUAGAGAUUGAUUAUUA